This is a messenger RNA of Hyposmocoma kahamanoa, 1982 nucleotides long. RefSeq lists its product as uncharacterized. Bases 165 to 1826 code for a protein of 553 amino acids. NCBI's taxonomy places the organism in Eukaryota, Metazoa, Arthropoda, Insecta, Lepidoptera, Cosmopterigidae. The record is from RefSeq and is a predicted model, not a curated record. The transcript is spliced from 11 exons.
CACUUUCGGCUCUCGGUACUUCACUAGAGCAAAGUGUAGCGAACUUCAAAGGUAACUUACACAUGGUGUUUAGGGAUAUAAUACAUGUUUUAAUAACCUGAUAAUCGCACUCUAUAAACCAUGAUCAACAAGUUUCCAGCAGAGAAAUAAUUUUAGGUCUACAAAUGGGUGUAGUUGUGUGUUUUCUGAUUGCAGACCUACAGAAUGAACUGCAACAGCUAUCCUUAGAGGUUGAGAAAUACAAAAGUGAAAUGACAGACCAAAAGGAAAAAUGUGAAAGCAAAACCUGCAUAGGUUCACAAGCCUUAAAGAAGAUCAUAGAUGCUAAGGUUGCAAUAAUUAAUACAGUUGCAUUAACUGCAGUAAAACUGAAUGAAACAAAGAGCUUUGCGGUUGUUAAUGAAAUAUUAAAAAUACUAUGUGGAGAGGUAACUGUGCUAACUCCUGUAAAAGAAAACAGAAAUAUUAAAACUGAACAUAAAAACCCUUCACCGUCAUAUACUCCUGAAAAUGACAUAACCAGUCCUAAACAAGAACUUCCUGGGCAAGUUGAAACAUAUAAAGACGAGUCGGUAUUAGAGAUUGACGGUACACCUGGAAGAGUCAGUCCCAUUAUAGCUCUUAAGAAGAAAUUUAAAAACAGCUCUAGUCUUAGUAAUGUGUCUGGAAAUUUAAUUGAUUCAAAAGACAAGAAGAAAUGUCCAGUUGAAUGGUCAACCCCAGAGACAAAACAAAUAAGGCUAAACUUCCCAAGUCCAAAUCAUAGAAAAGCAGGCAGUGGUAGGAUGAGACAAUCGAGGUUGGACGCCGUCUUUACCAAGGCCACCAGUGUUGUAGAUUUGACCAAUUCCUCUGAGUGCGCUGGAAGUGAAAGUUUGUGCGGUGUUAAGCUUCUAAUUAAAAAGGAAUCAAGUGAUAACGAUGACACAAUACUACCAUCACCAACAAGUGGGCCCGGCCUACCUGUUAACUUUCUCUUAUCUAAAACGGACACAAAAGAAAAUAAUCAGAAAUUCAAGAAACCCAUUUCAUUGUCGAGAACAAAAACAAAAAUUAAAGAGGAAGUGAACAGUCCGAUGAAACAACUCGACAAAAAUACUGAAGACGACGAAAUUAUGGAAAUGGAGCAUUCUAUUAAUAUUCUACAGUAUAACAGGUACCAAAACAGACCCAAAUGCAGUCCAGUGAAGAUGAAAAAUCGCCCGUUAAUUAGUCCAAAGAAGUCCAGUCCAAAAAAGGAAUCAAAGUCUCCAAAGAGUAAAAGUCCUAAAACGUUUCCAGUAAAAGCAGAACCUAUGGAGGAAGAUAUAACACAUUUUGAUGACGCAAGCAUUUCAAUAUUACAACAGGUUGAGGAGUUGGCAGUCAGACAAACUGAAAUUUUCAAAGACAAUUGCAUCAGCCCUACAAAGGGACCACUAGUGGAAAAUAUAAACGUAACAAAUAUAUCGAGUACACAAACCAACGUGGAAGACAGCAUAUCGAUCCUGCAAAAUCCCAAAGUCACCACCGGUAAUAAUGUUCAGGAUAAUGAUAUAAGAAAAACUCCUGAGAAACUACAGCCGGUAUACAAGGAGCUACUGCCGCGGAAGAAAGCGGAGAAACAAGCAUUGCCGGCGUGGCUGUGUGAUGAAUGUAAAGACGUACUGAACGAUCUCUACGCCAACGAUCCAGAAAAAGUAGCACGUAUAGUGGCGCGAUGUUCUAAGCAUCGAGGAAAGACAAACCCUAUUCGGCCUAAAACCCCUCCAGGUUUCUGGUAUCCGCGAUGGGAAGUGCCCGAGGAUACAGAGGAGUUCAAUCGAAGGAACAAUGUGGAAUCGUAAUGACCGCUGAUACACUAUUAGAACGAGACGGAAAGUGCAUUACCUAACCUAACUCGGGCGCAACUAGAAUAAUUUCCAGCGUGACCAAGAUCGAAUUUUCGAAAUUUGAUUAGUCAGGCAAAAGUCGUAAUUUAGUCGGUUCAAGUCUUACGACUU